Molecule: messenger RNA, 693 nt
Organism: Vanrija pseudolonga
Lineage: Eukaryota; Fungi; Basidiomycota; Tremellomycetes; Trichosporonales; Trichosporonaceae
Exons: 3
Coding region: 6-614 (202 amino acids)
Source: RefSeq, a predicted model, not a curated record
CGACAAUGCCCGCCUACACGCCCCACCAGACCGAGCUAGCCGCCCCCUCCACCCCAGUCGGCCUCUUCCCGCCGCUCGACGGCCCGACGACGCUCUACUUCCGCGACAAGAUCUUCAAGACCAGUGAUACCGACACCGCCGUGCGCGACGAGGACGGCGCGAUCGUCCUCCGCGUGCUGGACCACGCGUUCGACCGCCGCCGGCGCAUGGACCUCACCGACCCCGAGGGCAACGUGCUCGUCUCGCUGCGGUGCAAGCUCGCCACCUGGCUCGGCAAGGUCGUCGCCGAGGACGCGGAGGGCAAGUGGCUCCUCGACGCCGAGUCGCGGGGCAGCUGGAAUGGCAAGCACCUUGCCAUUUCGUACGCCGACUACUCCGGCGAGCGCCGCAGCCUCACGCUGCGCUCGGACCGCGUCGGGCGCAAGGUCGACGUACUCGCCAACGACGACGUGAUCAUGCACCUCGAGCACAAGAUGCUCGGCAAGGAGCACCUCGGCAAGAACACCGACUCGUGGUACCUCUUCCUCGCGCCCGGCGUCGACUAUGUGCUCGCCACGGCCGUGUGUCUCGCGUACGACAUGUACAAGGAGCAGCAGGCUGCGCGGCGUGGAUAAGCCAGCAGCAACGGUGUGGUGGGCAUCCCCUUAGACCUAGCCCCUGGAAGGAUCCUAGUGUCGCGGUAGUUUGUUAGGC